UUCAGCCAUGUCUUCCUUGCUAACCUGAGUGCUGGAUUCAUUGCCAACAGAGCAAUAUUUUGCCUCUGUUGCUUGAUACACGGUUUGAUCGCAUCACUGGAACUCAAUCUGCAUAGCAGUUUCCAGUUUGUUCUAGGUCUGUAGAUCAACCACCUGUGUACACGGCUUCGUCUCAGAUAACAGAAGAAUGGAACAAAAUGCCCUGGAGCAAAUACUUGAGGGGAGCAUGAAGCCAACGAACCUAUCAUUAGAAACUUUAAGGAAAAUCACAGACAAUUUUUCAGUACAUCGAAUAAUUGGUGAAGGUGGAUUUGGAACUGUCUAUAAGGGUGUUAUCGGAAACAAGAAUGUUGCUGUGAAGAAGAUUAUGAGUAGCAAGACAAUUAAUCAGAAACUCUUCCGCCGUGAGGUUGACACCCAGAUGGAUGUUAUCCAUGAAAAUGUAGUCCGUUUUCUUGGCUUAUGUUCUCAUACAGUGGAGACACCAGUGCCUAAUCCAGAAUCCCGAGGAUAUAUUUUGGCUGAGAUAAGAGAAAGAUUGCUCUGUUUUGAGUAUGUCAAUAAUGGAAGCCUUGAUAAAUAUAUUACAGAUGAAUUGAGAGGACUUGAAUGGGAUAUACGUUAUCAGAUUAUAAAAGGGAUAUGCACGGGUUUGCAUUAUCUGCAUGUGGAAAAACGUAUUCUUCAUAUGGAUUUAAAGCCUGCCAAUAUACUGCUAGAUAAUCAAAUGGUGCCAAAGAUAACAGAUUUUGGUCUAUCAAGGCCCGUGGAAAAUCCACAAACCAUGACCACAAACCAUUUUUCAUCACCGUAAUCUUCAAAUUAGUACAAUCAGUCUACAUGCACCCUCUUAUAUGUUUUUUGUGUUGUAAUGUUUGAAAUUGUUGUAUUUCAUGCAGAGGGUAUACCGCUCCAGAAAACCUGUUUAGUGAUGGUACCAUGUCUGUCCAGUCAGACAUGUAUAGUUUGGGUGCUAUAAUAAUCGAACUAGUGACAGGACGCAAGG
This is a messenger RNA of Triticum dicoccoides, 1006 nucleotides long. Its product is annotated as cysteine-rich receptor-like protein kinase 28. The record is from RefSeq and is a predicted model, not a curated record. Gene Ontology annotation, molecular function: ATP binding; protein kinase activity. Lineage: Eukaryota; Viridiplantae; Streptophyta; Magnoliopsida; Poales; Poaceae. The coding region runs from base 188 to 814 and encodes 208 amino acids. Gene Ontology annotation, biological process: protein phosphorylation. The transcript is spliced from 5 exons.